GCUACUCAGGAGAAACGAAAUGAUCUGCCCUGGAGCCGCAGCAAAAUGCUGGAUGGACACCUACUCCUGGGAUGGUUAUCGUUCACAGUUAUAGUCUAUCUUCUCAACUUGCCUGGACCAACCGCAGCGUAUUUCGGGUUGACAGGUAAUGAACCGUUGUCUAUCCUGCCACUGAACUCUCUACCAGAGGAGAACGUGGGCAGGGCCCACUUCAAGCUGUGCGACCGGCACAAACUGGAAAAGAAGCAGCGCAGGAUGUGCAGACGAGACCCGGGCGUGGCGGAGACCCUGAGAGAGGCCAUCACCAUGAGCGCCCUAGAAUGCCAGUAUCAGUUCCGCUUUGAGAGGUGGAACUGCACCUUAGAGGGACGCCACCGAGCCAACAUACUAAAGAGAGGAUUCAAAGAGACAGCCUUCCUGUAUGCCAUCUCCUCGGCGGGCCUGACCCAUGCAAUGGCCAAAGCUUGCAGCGCAGGACGCAUGGAGCGCUGCACGUGUGACGAGGCCCCAGACCUGGAGAACCGCAAGGCGUGGCAGUGGGGAGGCUGCGGAGACAACCUCAAAUAUGCCAACAAGUUCGUCAGGGACUUCCUGGGCAAACGCUCAAAUAAGGACCUGCGCGCACGCGUGGACAUGCACAACACAAAUGUGGGCAUGAAGGUAAUCAAGGCCGGAGUGGAGACCACUUGCAAAUGCCACGGCGUCUCUGGCUCCUGCACCGUCCAGACCUGCUGGAGGCAGCUCCUGCCCUUCCAUGAGAUCGGCAAGCAGCUGAAGCAGCGCUACGAGACCUCCAUCAAGGUCGGCAGCUCCACCAAUGAGGCCACGGGGGAGGGAGAGAUCUCCACAGGACGGAGCCCGCAGCAUCAGCCCCUGCCCGGCCUAAACGAUCAGAUCCCUCGCACUAUGGACCUGCUCCACAUCGAGGACUCACCCAGUUUCUGUAGACCCAGCAAGUACUCGUCGGGCACAGCGGCCCGCAAGUGCUACAAGGACAAGAACUGUGAUGCGAUCUGCUGUGGGCGAGGCCAUAACACUCAAAGUAGGGAGGUGACCCGGCCCUGCCAGUGCCAGGUGCGCUGGUGCUGUUAUGUCGAAUGCAAGCAGUGCACACAGAGAGAAGAGGUCUAUACCUGCAAAGGGUAAACCUUGUCGGCCCCGACAAUCAGUGGAGCAAGUGAAAGAUGCGUUGAAGAGGAGUGGUUGUUUUGUUCUCAUAUAAGGUUUUGCUUCCACUGUCGGAACAGUGUUCUGCAAACAAGGAGCGAGGAGCGAGCCGAUGGAGAAGCAAUAAGCACUUUGAGGGAUUUCUGUGGGUUGGGUUUCAGAGGUCCUGUGGCUCCUGUGUUUGUCUGGGGUAUGCAGAUCAAAAAAGCCCUUCUCAGACAACUGGGUCAACAUCUCAAGCCUUUUUUUUUCCUUGAAGAGAGAAGCUUUUAUUUUCCUAUAAUAAAAUUGCAUCUUUUCGCAAGAAAACAGAUCAGUCAUGAGGAUCCAACACAAGGACAGUAACACCAACAGACUGGUUUCUGGGGUUUUGCCCAAAGAAGAAUGAUGUGUGUGUGUGUGUAUGUGUGUGUGUGUGUUUGUCAAUCUUUACGUGUGUGUUUGUAUGUGAGCACGUUAGAUAGCGAAGGGGGUCGGGGGGGGUUGAAUGACGACUUUUAUGGCAAUGAAAACCAUAUUCAGAGACUGCUAAAAAGAAAAAAAGACAGGGUGUAAGAUUUACUCUACACGCACAUAUUUACACUCACACACAUUGUGUGUUUGCAUAUGUAUGUAAAUAAAUUCAGUUAUAUUGUAAUGAUAUUAUACAAGCCACUUAUCUAACUAUGUUAAAACAAACCACUAACCACACAAAUGUUUUGUUGUUUGUGUGCUCGCGCUCGUUUUUCUUCUUGAUUCAUGUCGACAAGGCCCUUUGGAAAGCAGCACACUUGUGUCCGUCGUCUUGCUGUGGAUAAUUUAUAGAUCCUUUGGGACUACUCCUUCACAGGGAGAAAAAAAGAGCUCUUUUUUUUAAAAUAAUAUAAUAUGAAGCUGUUAGUAAAUGCAUUAACAGAAAAUAACUAAACCAGUCAGUUUAGGCUAUUCUCGGCCUUGAGCGAACCAGUGUUCAGGGAAUAACUUAAACCACUAUAUCUAUUUGGAUAAAAUAGGAGAGAAAAAGUGCAAAUACAAAUAAUUUCCAAGUUGGAGAUGACAGUGGCCUUGUUAUUAUAGCCAACAUCAUUGCAACAGGUGAUCACUUGACCAGCAAACGGUCCACGUGUGACUCACGUCAGAAUUUGUGGAGCUCUGUGGAGCUUAAUUUUUUUUUUUUUUAACUUUUAAUACUUUGAAGUUGUAAAGAAAACUGUGGAGAACUGGAGGAAUGUAGCCCCCUACCAUUUCACAUCCUUCUUUCCUCUUCAGCUGCCAUGAUUUGAUUGAGCCAUAUUCAACACAUGUAGACAUGCAGCGCAUACAGUGGGAGCUGCAUAGGUCGGUCCAGACAGUAUGGGGCGACUGAGAUGGAAAUCUAACUUGACGUGUCUGCAGAGUUGCUCAAGUGAAGAUGAAUGCGCAAGUCUCAUAGCUAAUAUGAAUAUAUUUUGUAAGACUAAUAUUUGUGAAAUGUUUGGCAAAUUGACGUCUGAAUGCAAACUUUGGGGUUUUGCAAAUCAGAAGUCAGUGAAAUUGUUAUAAUACAGGAGUUAAUUUGCUUUUUUUGUAUAGAUGCUUAGCACAAAGUGACACACAUACUGAACUCUGCCAUGCAACCACAGUGACAGUUUAACGGAAUAGUUUGACAUUUUGGGAAACACACAUAUUCACUUUUUCUUGCAGAGAAUGAGAUGAUACCAGUUUCAAGUUUAAGGCUACAGUUUACCAGUUACCUCAGUAAAGCAUGAGGACUGAAAACACACGAUAUAACAUGCUAAUCAGCAGAGGUGUGGACUCAAGUCACAUUACUUGGACUCAGGCAAACUCAAGUCACAAAUUUAAUGACUUAAGACUUGACUUGCAACUCAGCUUGGACUUCAACACCAAUGGCUUGUGACUUAGCUUGGACUUCACCCUGUUUUACUUUACUUUAACAGCCAAAAAAUUAAAAAGUGUGUCAUUUAGAAAGUGUGCCAUUAACCAAUAAAUCUCUUAUUUCCUGAAUCAGCUAGCGUUAAUGCUAGCAAAUUGACUCUUAAUUCCUGCAUUUUUGAACCAACAGCAUCCAGUCAAGUUGCAAGAGAAAACAAUGACGAAUUAAUGUUACAAUUCUGAUUGCCUGUAGGAAAAAACUAUUCCAAAUAUAUAUUUGUUUGCGUACAAAAAUUGCACAGUCGUCAACAUAAAACUAAUUGCAGUGUGUAAAACGUAAAAUUGAAAUUACAGAUGGAGACAAAAACUACAUUGUUGUUAAGUUUAAGACUUGUGACUUGACUUGCCUCUUUUGACUUUGGACUUGGGUGUAAGGACUUCUCCCAUCUCUGCUAAUCAGUGAGUUUUAGAGAAGCCAGGCUUGCCGUUUCCCCCUGUUUCCAGUCUUUAUGCUAAGCUAGCCUAACUGGCUGCAUUUUAAUAUUUACUGGUCAGAUAUGAGAGUGGUAUUAAUAUUGUCAACCAGAAAGAGAAUAACCAUAUUUCCCAAAAUGUCAAACUAUUGCUUUAAUACAUCAUCAUGAAAUCACAGAUUUAAUUGUAUGAGAAAUGCCUCUGAACACACAAACAAUGCAGACAAUCAUAUUUCAUUGUAUUCUCAGCACUUAGCAUCUGGGAACACUAUGUUAUAUACUAUAAAAUAUGCUUUUAGAUGGGUGUGAAUUAACUACUGAGUGAGGGACCCAGCUUUGUAUUAUAGCGCCAUUCACGCACUGAAGCCCAAAAGCCCUUUAAAGUAUUUUAAGAUCUGUAUUUAUGGAUACAGUGCAGUGCAGAUUUUUUUUAAAUUAAAUUGUAAAUAGCAAAGGUUUUUUCUCCUGUGGUAUAGAGACAAAAGUGAGGCACAUGUUCAACUCUCACAAGCACAGAAAUUGGUAGCAAUAAGAGACGUUUGUGGAAACAGCACACAGCUGCCGAAACAAGACGGUUACAGAUUGUAAUCAGCGAUGCAGCACCAUGCCAAACAUCCUUAAAAGCGGCUUUUACCUCCAACAUGGUUUAUACUUUAAAGAUGAUUAUCACAAUAGUUAAAAGUAAAGCACCAUCCUCAACAGCAGUAUCAUGCUUUAGGAAGAGAGCCUUGCACGGGUUAUUUGUCCCGAGGAAAUGAAUUCCAAGCAUUUUGAUAUGAGAAGGCAUGCCAAAUAAAGACUGGUCAAAACAUAUACAUAGAACUUUGCACGCUACAUGGAAACCAUAAUAGCUAUGCUGAGACCUGAAGCAUAAAUGCCUGCUUCCCACAGCUUUCAGUGUGUGCGUCCUCAACACACACACACACACUCUCCUCGGCCCAAACUCACUGAGUUUCUCUACUAUUGAGCGGAUUCAAAACAGGCAUGACAGGAAUACCAAAUGCACGCAGAGUGCAUUUUUGUUUGUUUAUAGAUUGUACAUAGGCCUAAAAAUUUCUCCCGAGACAGAGGAGCAUGAUGCAGCAGCCAGUCGGUUUUUAGACGUCACAGUCAGUCCGUCAAAUCCAAAACUCUGCACUGUUUAGUCGUCAGUGGAUCAUGUACAAAAUUCUGUUUUGUAGAAAAAAAAUAAAAGAUAAAUUAUUUUUAAAUAUAUUAUGAGCAUGUGUUUAGUGUAAAUAACGUUAAAGUCUAAAUUGAUUUUAUAUCCUGUAUUUUUUACUCUUUUGGGUGUUUGUUCCUUUUUUGGGGUGGAGGCUUCGAGAAGCAGUGUAUACUUUCAGCAUAUUUCAUUUCAUAUCUCAUCGCUCGCUGUUAUCUAAGCACUAACAAAUCCUAACAAAUUUAGAAACAACUCACCUUUAGCUCUCUUUUAUUCAUGUGCACGAUCAUGACAGAUUUUUGAGAGUAUUCAAACAAAAUCACAGUCAUCAACCAUAUUUUUUUAUAGGAUUUGAUCUGUUUGUAUAAUCGACUCUCUCUGUGAAAAGACUUUGUAAUGUUGGUUAUCACCACAUGAUGCAGUAUAAACUCAUGAUUGUAUCAGCGUGGACUAGUUUAUACUCACCUUUGGAUCACUUUACAUGUACAUGUACCUUUUGUUAGGAUUUGUGCUGUGCUUGUAAGACAAAGAUAAAACACAUCAACCAUGUAUUGACCUUUGUGAUGAUACUACACCAACAAAGCUUUGUCCAUGUUCACUUUUUCAUGUCUUAUGGGAACCCUAAAUUAUUUUCCUCUACCUCAUGUGUAUAGCUUGUAGGUAUAAACAGAUCACAAAUGACUGGUAAGAAUGUAUUUAAGUUAUUUAACAUCUUUGUAUAACAA
Messenger RNA from Plectropomus leopardus (leopard coralgrouper), 5378 nucleotides. RefSeq names its product wingless-type MMTV integration site family, member 9A (gene wnt9a). Lineage: Eukaryota; Metazoa; Chordata; Actinopteri; Perciformes; Serranidae. Gene Ontology annotation, biological process: multicellular organism development; cell fate commitment; neuron differentiation. Gene Ontology annotation, molecular function: frizzled binding; cytokine activity. The record is from RefSeq and is a predicted model, not a curated record. Gene Ontology annotation, cellular component: extracellular region.